AUGUUCAAAGAGCUUACCAGCUCUAGAAUUCUGAGACAAGUCUCCAGAAUAAAUCAAAUACAUGGUGAUUCAUCCAAUGCAUAUGUGUUCAAUAAUGUCAAAAAGUUCGAAUUAAUCUUCCCUGUCAACAGAUCAUAUAUGGAAUCUUAUGGUAUAAGACAAUUUUGGAAAUACAAUUUACCAGUUUUCAAAUUUCAUAAUGAUGACAUUGAUUUCAUAAUUAAGAAAGUUCAAACCACUGAUGCAGAACUUGAGAAAUGUCCAGUAAAAUUAGUGAUACAUGAAGAUUCCCAAACCAAAGAGAUUGAUUGCAAAAACUUAGAACCUUCAUCCAUCUUAUCACAAUUACUUGAAAUAACUAAUGCUGAGCCAGUACCAAGUUCAACCUUAGAAUCUUUAACUUUAAAACCAAAGGCAUCUUACAUUAAAAAUUAG
This is a messenger RNA of Yamadazyma jaroonii, 435 nucleotides long. NCBI's taxonomy places the organism in Eukaryota, Fungi, Ascomycota, Pichiomycetes, Serinales, Debaryomycetaceae. The record is from the annotation of a GenBank genome assembly.